AUGAGCGACCUCCUGGGAUUUAUCUUGUCGCAUGAAGAUGCUUUCAGAAAGAACCGAUUACCAUCCUUAUACUCAGACUUUGCCCUACAGAAAAAUACAAACCCGGAUGGAUACGCUGUGAAUGUUGUGGCUUGGGAAAAGGCUCUUACGAACGCGGCGCGUACUGGCCACGUCACAGCCCAUAAUUUCCCAACGAAAAAACGCGAUCAUCUAGUCCUGGUUGUAGACGAGAAUCUUCUACACAGGUUGAAGUCUCCAGAAUGGGGCAGGCCAGUGGCUUUGGCCAGUGUUUUUGACGAGGCAAUUCAGAAACGGAAUAUGAUUCCUUUAGAAGUCUACAAGUCAAAUAACUUUAGCUUGUCGACCAGUCGGUGGCGGGUCCUCGAUCCCGGAGUGCUGAGCCCUUGGAGCGUCAUGAAUUGGAGCUUGAGACAGCUCAGGGGACUUGUGGUUGGGACGGAAAAUGGUUCUGGAAAGAUUCGCACUCAGAUAUUAGUGCUUGUGGAUAACCUCAAGGAGGCUGCCAAACAAGUACUGCACGUGCAAGGUGGUCAGAAAGCCUCGGCUUUGGACAGGAUAUACUCCAAAGAAAGAUUUACAGAUACUUUCAGUACUGUACUAGGAGACGACACCGAGCUUUCCGAUAAUGACAUGCAGGCACUAUUAAUUUACCUUUCACGAGAUAUCAACGCCAUAUCUUAUGAUGGAAAGACGGUCAAAUUCCACACUGGCAAUGACAAAUCCCCAAUCACUCCCGAAGAUACAACUAUAGCCCAUAUGAGGGACCUCAUCUCAACCCUAACCGAACAAGUAUCCCGGCUUGAACAGAAAAUUAAUGAACUGAAUUACAGUGCAAAAAAAGCACUCGCCAACAGAAAUCGAAUAUCCGCCCUUUCGGCCAUCAAGAAUAAAAAGAUCGCCGAACACAACCUUACCCAGCGCGCCAAUACACUGCACCAGCUAGAAGAAGUAUACAAUAAGAUCGAGCAGUCAGCAGAUCAGAUUGAGAUUGUGCGCAUUAUGCAAGCUAGCACGGGCGUUCUUCGCAAUCUACAUGCGCAGAUGGGUGGCAUCGAAACAGUCGGGGAUGUCGUUGAGAAUCUGCGGGAGGAGAUGUCCAAGGUUGACGAAGUUGGCAAUAUCAUCAAUGAGGCUGGUCCUGUCAUUGACGAAGGCGAAAUCGACGGUGAACUGGAUGCACUCGAGACCAAAGAACUACGCGAAAGAGAGGAGGCAGAAGCCAAGGCUACACGACAGAGAUUGGCGCAGCUGGAAGCCCACGAACAAGCUGCGCAGGAGGCUGCCAGAUUGGCAGAAGAGUCGAAAGCUGCAGAAACAAUGGAGGAUAUCGACUCAGAAUUGGCAAAGAGUAUUGGUCAGCUUUCGACCAUGUCGUUGAAUGACUUGAAGGCGACCGAGAGAGAAGAGAAACUAGAAACCAAACAACCUAUGCCUGCAGAGUAG
This is a messenger RNA of Talaromyces amestolkiae, 1464 nucleotides long. RefSeq lists its product as uncharacterized. NCBI's taxonomy places the organism in Eukaryota, Fungi, Ascomycota, Eurotiomycetes, Eurotiales, Trichocomaceae. Gene Ontology annotation, biological process: late endosome to vacuole transport via multivesicular body sorting pathway; vesicle budding from membrane. The transcript is spliced from 5 exons. The record is from RefSeq and is a predicted model, not a curated record. Bases 1 to 1464 code for a protein of 487 amino acids. Gene Ontology annotation, cellular component: ESCRT III complex; cytoplasmic side of plasma membrane; multivesicular body.